Teleopsis dalmanni is the source of this 950-nucleotide messenger RNA. RefSeq lists its product as uncharacterized. Lineage: Eukaryota; Metazoa; Arthropoda; Insecta; Diptera; Diopsidae. The transcript is spliced from 2 exons. The record is from RefSeq and is a predicted model, not a curated record. Bases 110 to 859 code for a protein of 249 amino acids.
UAAAAACUGUUUCAAUCUUUCUAAUAAGCCUCCUGCAGCAACAGUCAAAGCAAAAAAUGUUCAAAAUAAGCCUUCAAAUAUCUGUGACUGCUCAAAGGGUGUAGUUCUAAUGCCAUGCAAGGGAAUUUUAAAGAAUAAAACCACAAAUGAAGACAAAUGUUCAGUGAAGAUAAUAUGUGAUAAUGUCCCUCGAAAUUCACCUAAUGUUACCAAGAAUGAUAUCUGUUCUCAAGCUUUAAAACAACUUCGAAAUGAUCAAUACCUCCUUUUAAACUGUGCAGAUAAACAAAUUUGUGAACCUAAUGAUCAAAAUUCGAGAAAUAAAAAUGGAAGAGAUGAGAACUGUGUGAAGCAUAGAAGAUCGAUUUCUUGUUGCCCAAAUGCAGAAAAUAAUAAUCAACCUUCAGAUAAUUGUCCAGAGAAAAGAGGAUCAAACAAAAGAUUGGACGAUGAUUCAGAUGAUGAAUACGAAGGAGGUGCAGUAAGUAAAUUAUCAACUUUCCUAAGUGAUAUAUACAGAAGGCGGCUGAACGAUAUCGAUAUUGUGUCAAAUGGUAAUCUGAAGCUAAAAGCUGUUACCUAUAAGGAAUGGGGUACGAUGUUAUUAAAAAUGAAUGAUAAUAUGCUGCGACAUGCAGAAGAUUUGGAAUCAGAUAUGGCUGAGCUUUUAGAGAAGGAAAGAAAACGUAUACAGUUAAAGAAUAAAGAAGAGAAAAAAAUGAGGAAUAAAUACACUCGGGACAUAACUAAACUCAUUGACAUAUUUGCUCAUGCAUAUCAAACUAGGGAAUGGAACUUUGAUUGUGAUUUCGAAACGUUCAACAAAGAGAUUCUUUUGUAUCCUAAUAACUCUUGCUAAAACAAUAUGUAAUUUAAAACACUUUUCGGCACUAAGAUUUACUACUAAAAUGAACUUUACAAUUAACAAUUGAAAUAGAAACCACUUAACA